Messenger RNA from Calypte anna (Anna's hummingbird), 1100 nucleotides. Its product is annotated as aquaporin-12. The record is from RefSeq and is a predicted model, not a curated record. The coding region runs from base 1 to 900 and encodes 299 amino acids. Gene Ontology annotation, cellular component: cytoplasm; membrane. Gene Ontology annotation, molecular function: channel activity. Gene Ontology annotation, biological process: transmembrane transport. NCBI's taxonomy places the organism in Eukaryota, Metazoa, Chordata, Aves, Apodiformes, Trochilidae. The transcript is spliced from 3 exons.
AUGGCUGGCCUCAACGUCUCCUUUGCUUUCUUUGCCCUGGUUGUUGGGGUGUGCCAGGUGCUCAGGUGGCUUUCCAAAAGGCUUCUGUCCCCUGCAGUGUAUGAAUGCCUUGCCAGAGAACUUGCUGGCUCCUUACAGUUGUGCAUGAGCUUCCUUGAGCUGAGGAUGCUGAUGGAGAUUGGGCUGUGGGGUGGGGGCUUUGGCCCAGAUGUCAUCCUGACUCUCCUCUUCCUCCUCUUCUUGGUUCACGGAGCCUCUUCUGAUGGAGCAUUUGCCAACCCAGCUGUCUCCCUCCAGGAGUUCCUGCUCUGUGAGUCCAACCUGGCUGCAACUGCUGCCAAGCUGCUGGCCCAGGCUGUGGGCAUGGGGACAGGCUGGGCUGCCACCAAGCUCUACUGGUCCUGGGAGCUGACCCAUUUCCACGUCAUCCAGAACCUGAUAGCAGCAGAAUGCAGCUCCUCCAUCCACACCUCUCUGCACCACGCUGCCUUUGUGGAAAGCAUCUGCUCUUUCCUUUUCCACCUUGUCCUUCUCAAGUUGCAUCAGAGUCACCCCAUCUGCUGGACCCCUGCACUGGCAGUGACUGUCACCUUCCUGACCUACACAGCUGGACCAUUCACAGGGGCCUUCUUCAACCCUGCCCUGGCCACAGCCACCACCUUCCACUGCUCAGGGAACACCUUGUGGGACUACAUCCAGGUUUACUGGUUGGGACCCCUGGCAGGGAUGCUUGCUGCUCUCCUGCUGUGCCAAGGGAAUGUCCCACGCCUCUUCCAGAAAAACCUCUUGUACAGCCAGAAGAGCAAAUACAAGAUACCCAAGGCAAGGGUGGUGGCACAUGUGGAGGAGCCACAGCAGAAGAAGAAAGGGGAGAGGAACAACUCCAAGCCUCAGGCCUGAGCCAUGGACUGGUGCCAAGGAGGCCUUUGCAGCCCUUCUCCCUGGGAGCAGGCUUCCCAUCCCAGAGGAUUUUGCUGCUUGUCCCAUCCAGCCUGGUGAGAUUUAUUUCAGGCAUUGCAAAGGAAUUGGCCUUGAGGGAUCCCUGAGCUCCUUUGGGAAUCAGCCUUGAAAAUCUCCCUGGAGAGCCCCAGAUGUUUCCA